AUGAUCACAUUCCUCUCCAAGUUCAACAUUUUGUUGUACGCUGCUCCUACUGUGCCAUUUAGCUUGCCAACCUCGCCUACACUCGGUCCAGCUAUUCUCGACUUCCAACACACACCGCAACUUCCUCAAUUGGGCGACUUCGGCACCGCCGCAUCACAGGAAGCCUCGGCCUCUGCUCCUAAAUACAACGUGUCAGUACUUAAGGUGGCUUUCUACGGCUUCUGUCGGGCGCCGUUACAUCAAGCACCCCGCCUGAGCUACUCCUUCGCUUUCGCCCGACCCAUCACUCCCGCUUUCACAACCCACCCCUACCGAAGAACCAUGGCAACGCUGGGGGCUCACAAGAAGCACAAGGUGACCAUCGUGGGCUCCGGUAACUGGGGCACCACGAUGUCAAAGCUUGUCGCCGAGAACGUCAAGGCAUAUCCAACACUCUUCGAAGAGCAAGUAGAUGUGUGGGUCUACGAGGAGGAGGUCACCCUGCCCAAAGAAUCCCGCCACUACGAAGCUGGCUCCGAACUCGCAACGAAACCGCAGAAGCUCUCAGAGCUCUUCAACAAGCUGCACGAGAACGUCAAGUAUCUGCCGUGUAUCACCUUGCCUGAGAAUGUUGUCGCCAAUCCCGAUCUCGUCGAUUCCUGCAAAGAUUCUACCAUACUCGUAUUCGUCUUGCCCCACCAGUUCAUCCCGCGGGUGUGCGACCAGUUGGCGGGCAAGAUCGUGCCAUACGCGCGCGCCAUAUGCUGCACAAAGGGUGUGGACGUCAGCGAGAAAGGCAUCAGGCUCAUGUCGGAGGCUAUUGGCAUGCGGCUAAAUAUCUACUGUGGAGCUCUGUCAGGCGCAAAUAUCGCCACGGAGAUCGCUCAAGAGAAGUAUUCGGAGACCACUGUCGCGUACGACCCGCCCCCAAUGGACUCUCGCGCACCGACGCCGAAGGGCUCACCCAACGCUUCAAUGGUGGAUCUUAUCUCUCCAUCCAAACCAGUCCCUAGUGAGCGAUCAGCGAGACUGAAGGCCGUACCGAACGAAUACCCUCCGCUCUCACACGAAAAUGUCCGGAAAUUGUUCCAUCGCCCCUAUUUCCACGUCCGUAUCGUAGACGACGUAGUGGGCGUGUCCCUCGGCGGUGCGCUAAAGAACAUCAUUGCUCUUGCUGCCGGUUUCGUCGACGGUCUUGGCUGGGGAGACAACGCAAAGGCAGCAGUCAUGCGCGUGGGCAUCCUCGAGAUGGUGAAGUUCGGCAAGGAGUUCUUCCCAGACAGCUCAAAAACGUCCACAUUCACCGAGGAGUCAUGCGGUGUAGCCGAUGUCAUUACGUCCUGUAUGGGCGGCCGCAACUUCCGCUGUGCAAAGAUGGCGACCCAGAGAGGCGAGUCUAUAUAUGAGAUCGAGCAGAAAGAGCUUAAUGGGCAAAAACUGCAAGGUACCAGCACCGCGUACGAAGUCAACUCAUUCCUCAAGCACCAGGGCUUAGAGAGCGAGUUCCCACUUUUCACGGCCGUGUACAACAUUCUUGAGGGCAACAACAAACCCGAAGAUAUCCCCGAGUUGAUCGAGCCGAAGAUUUAG
Molecule: messenger RNA, 1569 nt
Organism: Didymosphaeria variabile
Lineage: Eukaryota; Fungi; Ascomycota; Dothideomycetes; Pleosporales; Didymosphaeriaceae
Gene: GPD1
Product: glycerol-3-phosphate dehydrogenase
Exons: 4
Coding region: 1-1569 (522 amino acids)
Biological process (GO): carbohydrate metabolic process; glycerol-3-phosphate catabolic process
Cellular component (GO): glycerol-3-phosphate dehydrogenase (FAD) complex; nucleus; cytosol
Molecular function (GO): NAD binding; glycerol-3-phosphate dehydrogenase [NAD(P)+] activity
Source: RefSeq, a predicted model, not a curated record